AUGGUCAGUGACUCCGGGCUGCUCACAACCAUCAAGCGAAGGAGGACAGUGAGAGAGGAAGAGAGUCCCGAGGAAGAAAACAGGAGGCACCUGAACAUUGGUGGGGGUACCUCUGAAGUUUGCCGACGGAGUUCUGACAUCCCGGGUCACGGAGGGGAAGACCCCUGCCGGAAAGCCGUAUCGCUCUUUGCUGACGCGCUGGAGCAAGGCGGGAUCCUGGACGUGCCGCAGCCCAGUUUGGCGUUUGGUGGUGGCAGCUCCAGCCAAAACACCCCUGGGUGGAGGCAUGCUGCUGGACCCACUGAAGGGCCGUAUCUGUCAAAUCAACUCCCGGUGGUUGGGUUGGCACGCCAGAAACCAUGGUUCAUGAAACGCUGGCCAGUGCACAAUAUGUCAACACAGGCCGACUGCAUCAUGGCCCAGGAUUGUAUGGAUGAUCUCAGGACCCCCUGCAAGCACACCCUUGUAACGGACUCCUUUGCCCCCAUCUCGAUGAUUUGGUCAAAAGCCGUAGGAAGCAAGCCUUCUCCGCAGACCUCCUCAGCUGCCUGGGGGUCCCAGGAGGACAACCGGGACGGUGCCGGACUGGGCAUCAGCCGCCAGAGAUUUCCGCCUGUCUGGUCCUGCCCUCUAGUGGUCACAGGGGAGAACCACACCCUUGCCCGAGGAAGCUUGAGGGUCUCUUCGGCGAUGCUCCCUCCGCCCCGCUGGCUGCUUUGUGAUCUUCAAUAUGGCCAUCAGCAGACGGACCCGCUGAAGCGUUCACAUAAUGAUGCUAAAAUGGGAGUACGCAUUGGAUGCAAAGCUUUUCCUGGGGCCUCCCGUGGCUCAGGGGACCUGCAGAAGAAGGCCCUCCCCUGGGCGCUCGGGAAGAGCCUGUCCGAUAGUGUUUCCUUCAAGGACCCAGCGGUUCUCCUGGAAAGGCAGAAGCAGCAGGAAGAACCAUACAGAGAUGAUGAUGAUGAUGAUGGAAAGGCGGAACUGCGUUCCUUCCAGAUCUCCCCCCAGGAUUCCCCCCGGCCCAGCUCGCUGCCCCGAAAGAGGGGGGGGGGCGCUGCCAGGCUUCCCCGGGAAAGUCGUUCCGAAGCAGGGGAGGGGGCUUUCACCCAGAGGCCGGCUUCCUCGGGCCCCCGGCGCCCCCGAAGGAGGCGGCCUGCGUCCCCACCGCCCGGGGGGGAGCGAUGGGCGCGGGAGUCCAGCCAGCAGCCCCGCCCGUCCAGGGGGGGAGGGAGGGGGAGGGGGGAGCGCCGCCGCCCGGCCGCGCUCGAAGGCUCCAGAAGGGAGGGCGCCGUCCGCGCCGCCCCGGCCGCUGCCCGCUGUCCACGUCUCCCUCCGGGGGCGGGCCGGGGGCGGGGCGGGGCGGGCGGCGCGCGCGCGCGCACUGGCCGGCUGCGCGUGAAAGCGCCCUUUAUUUUGGCCCGGCGGGGAGCAGCCGGCCGCCCAGCCGGCCAGCGGGGGAGCGGGCAGGCGGCGGCGGCGGCGGGCAGGCCGGGCAGCGAGGCGGCGCGGAGGGGCGCCGCGGGGAGACCCGCUCGGGGCGGGGCCGGCCGGGCCGGAAGCGGCGCGUUGCUGGCGGCCGGCUCCGCGCCGCCGCCGCCGCCGCCGCUCCAGCUCUUCUUCUACGGCCAGGGCCGCCCCCCGCCCGAGCCGCGGCCCGAGGGCGCCGGAGCCAGCACGGCCGCCGCCCGCCACGGCGCCUCCGGAGCGCCGCCCGCGCGAGCAGGCUAUGGUGAGCUCAAUGGGAGCAUCGGUGAACAGGAGCCCUUCCUGAAACCUCCCAGCGCCGGUGACUUGCCCUGCCCGCUUUCCGCGGUUCCCAACGGCGGCCAGCCCUGCAGGGAGCCCGGCCUCGCCCUCAAGCAGACCAUAAAGGGUGGCCUGUUUGUCAAAGCUGGGCUGAAGGCCAAGAGCCUCAGCCUGAAAAGCGGCCCGGAGAGAAAGAGCGAGAGGUACUACGAGAGCAAAGCACGGGGGAGCCCGUCCUGGGACAAGGCCGAGACGCACCCGGUCCCCAACGGCAUCAUCGUCGUCACUGGCGGCAGCCCGGAGUGCGUCGCCAACGGCUGCGUCAGCAGAGGGGCCGACAACGACGGGAGCGGGUCGGAGAGCGGCUACGCCACCCCCAAGAAGCGGAAGGGUCGGUGCAACAGCGGCAAGGGCUGCGAGAACCUGAGCCUGGCACGGGAGAAGACCGUGCCGUGUGGCCCUCCCGCCCCGGCCCUCGUGGCCCCGGCGCUGAAGCUGGAGCCGGAAGCCUUCAAGCCCGAUGGCGGGGACCCGAAGGCGGGGCCCUGCUUGGACGGUCUGAAGCCUGCUUGGAAGUGCGAGGCGGGGGGCUUGGGCGCGGGGCGGGGGAAGCCAGGGGUCGGGGACGUGCUCCGGAAGAUCUCCGAUGCCAAAGUCGGGGUGGCCGGUAGAAAGUUUGAGGAGCGUCCCAAGGGGAAGCACGUGCUGGUGUCCUCGAAAGAGGACUCCUGGACCCUCUUCAAGCCUCCCCCGGUUUUCCCCGUGGAUAACAGCAGUGCAAAGAUCGUUCCCAAGAUCAGUUACGCAAGCAAAGUGAAAGAGAACCUCAACAAGGCCGUGCAGAACUCGGCCCCUUCUCUCUCCUCCUCCUCCUCCUCCUCCUCCUCGUCCUCCUUGUGUUCGUCCUCUGCCGUGGAGGUCCAGGCCUCCAGCCGCCUCUCCCAGGUCCCCAUGUCCGCCAUGAAAUCCGUCACGUCCGCAAACUUCUCCAACGGGCCCGUCUUGGCAGGGGCCGAUCGUGGUGUGUGUCCAGCGGGGGUCCAGUCCCUGCUUGUGCCAGCUGCUAGUACGGUCCUUUCGGCUUCUUCCAAAUCGGUGUCCCAGGACACCGGUCCCUCCGUGGCGGCUGUGGACCAGCAGAAGUCGAGUCUUUUCAUCUACCCCUCAAAUAUGCACGGCCUGUUCAACGUGGCUGCCCAGGCCGAGUCUCCGUUUCUGGCGACCCAGCAAAACUUGGGGGAUAUCUUCCAGAACCAGUGGGGGUUAUCGUUUAUAAAUGAGCCCAGCGCGGGCCCGGAGACCACCACCAGGAAGCCGGCGGACAAUAAGCCGGCCGAGGUGACCUUUCAAGGGCCCUGCCCCGGCAUGUCGGUUUCUCAGGGGGCUGAGACGCCUUCCCCUGGACCCGGCCAGCCUGCGUUCCCCAAGGCUUAUGAGCUGGCCAAACGGACUAGUCCCCAGCUCUUGAGUGGCCUCCUCAAGCUGGGGACCGCCGGGGAGGAGAGCGACCUGCUGCUAGAGCCCCACCCGCCGGGCGACCUGCACCAGGCUGAGCUCAGCGGCCCAGGGGCGUGCGUGUUCCUCGCCAAGGACUAUAACGUAGACAGUCGCCUGUCUUCUCCCACGGACACUUUGUUAGUCUCCACCAAAGAGCAGAGGUCCCCGUGCGGCCUAGAGAGGAAAGAGAGCUGGGGGGAGUUCGACCUGAGGGCAGCCGUUCUAUAUCACGUUCAAGAGAUGGAAUCGAUUUGUAAUUUGCAAAAGCGAGACCCCAAGCGGAUAAUCACUUACGCUGAAGGCCUCGAUGGUCCCAGCACCUGAGAAGCAGCCGAAGGUCUCCCUGGGCCCGUGGCGAGCCCCCUGCACCGUCCCUGGAGGGGCCGCUUGGCAGCUCCGGCAGCCCGAACCCAAAUCGCAGGAUCCUAUCUUCAAGUGUGUGUCCGUGUGUAUCCCUGUACACACCCACGUAACACAAUAUAUAUACUGGGCAUGAUGAAACUUCACACCAAGUUGGCAGAGACUCCCAUGCGAUUAUUUAAACCCCAGUUCCAAAUGUUCAAUUCUUUCCCGACUCUCUUUUUUUUUUUCCAUUUCAUUUUUCUUUAUAUUUUUUUCCUCUUAAAAGAAACCAGGUGUGGGUAGAGACUUAGCUCGUCCUGGGGCUCUGGGCGUUGCGAGCAAAAGCGUUUCAGGUUCCCAUCUUGGUGUUUUUGGGGGCUUUGCAAUCAUUGGGAACACACUAACCAGGAGGAGACGGGGAUGGUUGCCCCCCUCUUCCGCACCCCAGCUUUCUUCACUGGGGGGCAACAAUCCUGAAUCAUUGUGUCUCCCCACCCUGGCCCAAAAAAAAAGUGGAAUUUAAUCAGUUGCCAAAAUGCUGGGUUACACUUUGGGGUGGGGAGUAGAGGCAUCGUUUCCACGGAGAUGUGUCCAUCCUUCAGAACCCUUGACCGUUGGGGUGAGCAAGGUAUUUGGGUCCUACUAAGGUAUCCAGGGUUGGGGUGUGAAUGUGUCUCUGUGCGCAAGAUCCAGAGAGAGGCACUCUCUGGAAACCCUUUCCAUCACUGUACGCAGAAUCCCCCAGGAUCAAGCAAAAAACUGGAUUUGUUCUGAGUUUUCCCUCCUGCGAGAGGUAGCUGGCAAUUCCUGAGUGUUGAUUCUUCGCUGCAAAGCUGAAGCCUCUCCUUUUGCGAACGGUAUGCGUUGCAUGUGUGAGUGCGUGGACCCCCAAUGCACAUGGCAACUUUUAUGGAAGUUAAUUUAUAAAAGGGAAACAGAACAUCCCAGUGCAUCUGACUUCCCUCUCGCUGUUCCCCCCCUUCUCCUGGGGUUUGCCUCCCCCCCACUUCCCCAAGCCUGCUUUCCCUCCCUGGUGGUAACUCUGGGCCCCGAGGGCCUUCUGGAGGGUGGGCUGUGCACUUCCGUCUGUCCAUUUUUCUUACCCGUUCCUUUUCUUGCAAAAGCCAUGUGGAGAAAGGAGAGCGGUUGGCUGGAAACUGGAAACGUUUCAAAGAAUUCCUUGGGGUUAAGUCUUUGUUUGGCGGAGCAGGCAGGGUCAGGGAUGGGCUUUGGCGCAUCCUCAGCUGCAGCCAGGUAGGGCAUUCAGAGAAGGGGGUCUUCGGCCUGAGGCAGUUGCCCCCCGAUAAGGCAAAAGGCCCUGCCGGGACAAGCAAGGGCUGGCGAAUUCUGGGUUGUGCUGCAUGCUUUCACAGACAAUCCCCAGAGCUGCUGGGCACUACAAGAAAUUGCGUUUUUGGGGGGGGGGGAAUUGUUUUGAUCCCACGAAAGUCUUUUCACAGGGUCUUGAUCUCCCAAGGGGAGAGGUUUUGCCACUGUUUUAGACUCCCCCUCAGCACACGUGAUGCACGUCCUGCGGCGUUUCCACCCGUAGUGCGUCUACUCAAAUGGUUCCUGAGACGAUUUUUCCUCCCCUUAGAAGUGCUGCUUUUAUUCCGCGAUGAUUUACUGGCUAUCCCGUUGCUUCGACUCCCAAGGAACCGGUUGGGUGGUAGAUCCUCCUGUGGUUUUAUUUGGGCAUCCUGGUGGACACAACUCUUUCCUCCCCUCCCCGAGUGCUUGUAUUUUUCUGUGCCCCAAAUAGAGCUUAAUGAUUGUCCUGUAAUAUCUUCAUGGGGGAAUUGAUCUGUUCCUUCCUGAUUAUGGACAAAAUAUUAUCCCCUCCCCCAUAUAAACUUCCCUUGUUUUAAGCCUCCCUCUUUUUGGAAAGUUCUCGCAAAAUUCUCUGACAGCUUAUUAAACAGAAACACUUCCGUAACCC
Messenger RNA from Candoia aspera, 5524 nucleotides. It is a transcript of the gene NUFIP2, whose product is annotated as nuclear FMR1 interacting protein 2. Gene Ontology annotation, cellular component: nucleoplasm; cytoplasmic stress granule. The transcript has 11 exons. The record is from RefSeq and is a predicted model, not a curated record. Lineage: Eukaryota; Metazoa; Chordata; Lepidosauria; Squamata; Candoiidae. Gene Ontology annotation, molecular function: RNA binding. Bases 1 to 3567 code for a protein of 1188 amino acids.